ACGAGUUCAACUUGCACCAAAAACCAAAAUGUUCAAAUACUUCGUUUUUGCCGUCUUCUGCCUGGCCAGCGUUGCUGCCGCUCCUGGAUAUUUGGGCGGACUAGCUGCUCCGGCCUUGCCGCUGGCUGCAGCUGCUCCGGCCAUCUCCUAUGGUCAUGCCCUGGCCGCUCCAUCGAUUGCCUCUUACGGAUUGGCCCCCAGGAUUAGCUAUGCCUCUCCUGCAUUGGCGCACGCUCCUCUGGCUGCUCCGGCUAUUUCCACCUACGGAUUGGGAUUGGGUCAUGGUCCCAUUGGUCUAUCUCAUGGUUCCUUGGGCCUGGCCUCUGCUCCUCUCAGUCUGGCCCAUGGUUCCUUGGGUCUAGCUCAUGCUCCUCUGGCUACUCCUUUGGGACUGGGCUACAAGACGGCCUAUCCAGCUCUGGCCGCUCCUGGCUAUGGUCUUGCCCAUGGCUGGUAAGGAUCGUCCAUCCUAUACAACAUCGUUUUCUGCAUUGCAUUCGUUUCGUUUGGAUCGGAGAGAGAGAAGAAGAAAAUACACAGAGGAAAAGAGAACGAGAGAGAAAGGAAAUGGCAGAGAUUUUGUGCUAAGAAAUCAAAUUAUGGAAAAUUCGAUUAUGAAAAGUGGAUUUGAUGAGAAAAUAUAUUUCGUUUGAAUUUGA
Molecule: messenger RNA, 659 nt
Organism: Drosophila eugracilis
Lineage: Eukaryota; Metazoa; Arthropoda; Insecta; Diptera; Drosophilidae
Product: cuticle protein 70, isoforms A and B
Exons: 2
Coding region: 29-457 (142 amino acids)
Source: RefSeq, a predicted model, not a curated record